Messenger RNA from Drosophila rhopaloa, 895 nucleotides. RefSeq names its product cytidine deaminase. Gene Ontology annotation, molecular function: zinc ion binding; cytidine deaminase activity. The record is from RefSeq and is a predicted model, not a curated record. The transcript is spliced from 2 exons. NCBI's taxonomy places the organism in Eukaryota, Metazoa, Arthropoda, Insecta, Diptera, Drosophilidae. The coding region runs from base 1 to 795 and encodes 264 amino acids. Gene Ontology annotation, cellular component: cytosol.
AUGGCUGAAAAGCGGAAGGUCCUACAGCGGUAUAUGAAGAACCUAAACGACUUGAAGGAUGAGCUGAAGCGAAAAGAGCUGGAGAAGAAGAUGAAGGAGCUGGAGCUAUUGCAGUGCGAAUUGGCACGUCGCCAGGAGCGAUCUGGCACCAAGUGUGCCGGCGGUAAGAUUAAGGAGUUGCGCCAGCAAAAGCUCCGAAAGGUCCUCGGAGCCUACAUGAUGACAUUGGAGGGCUUGCUUUGUGACCUGGCCCGCAGGCAGGCGCGCCUUAACGGGGACAAGGGUCGAGCAAGUGAAUCCGAGAACCUGCCACAUCCCCAGAUGCUGGAGGAGUACACGGUGGCCUUCUGUGCAGUCGGUGAGGACGGUCGUGAGCUGCUGGAGGCAGCCCUCUCCGCCCGCAGGUGCGCCUAUGUGCCGUACAGCAAAUUCAAAGUGGGAGCAGCUUUCCGGGCCAAGUGCGGCAGGAUCUAUACUGGCUGCAAUAUCGAAAAUGUGUCGUUUACUGCGGGCAAUUGUGCGGAGCGAUGUGCUCUGGCCAAGGGAAUUAGCGAGGGUGAGAAGAAGUAUACGGCGGGUGCUGUAGUUGCCUAUCAUCCGGAUGAGUUCACCACACCUUGCGGUGUCUGCCGCCAGUUCAUCCUGGAGUUUGUGCACAGGGACAUUCCGAUUUACAUUGCCAAGGCUCCUCCGCCGGAGCAGGAGAACUGUAUACCCGCCAUCCAGGAUGAUGACGAGGUGCUGGUCACUUCCGCCUACCACCUCUUGCCUUACAGCUUUAGCUCAUUUGAAUGAUAUGAGAAAACUUAAAAUUCUACAGUAUAUUCAGUUUUGACAAAAGUGUACCGUUGUAGGACUUUCUUUGAAUAAAAUAUUUUAUUUGUAAAUUAAACAA